Molecule: messenger RNA, 4470 nt
Organism: Vespula pensylvanica (western yellowjacket)
Lineage: Eukaryota; Metazoa; Arthropoda; Insecta; Hymenoptera; Vespidae
Gene: RasGAP1
Product: ras GTPase-activating protein 3
Exons: 16
Coding region: 848-4006 (1052 amino acids)
Biological process (GO): intracellular signal transduction; regulation of GTPase activity
Source: RefSeq, a predicted model, not a curated record
GAAAGACAGAGACAGAGACAGAGGAAGGGAGAGAAAGGAGGGAAAGAACAGUAGCACGGUCUAUUGGUCGAGAGAAAGAGAGAAACAAAGAAAAAGAGAGAGAGACAGUAAAGAGCCAAUCGUCCUUGCACUUCGCGGCGGCCCUUCGCGAAUUCGGGCCACGCUCGUGUACGUCACUGGGAUUUCGUAGCGUCGAGACGCGUGGUAGUGGUAAACUAAAUGGUGGGGGAAAGGCUGAAAAGAGGAGAAGUGUCGAGUAGUGGGGAGCUUGGACGGAGUGGUGGGGAUAGUCGACUCACGGAGCUUGGUGAGGCAAGCAGCGCGGAGAGGUGAGGAGGGUAGCGGGGAGAGGAGAGGCGGAGAGGAAGCGGGCCAUUGCGCCAUCAGGAAGUGGCUCACCACUUACACGCGCGGAGUUAACCGGCGACACGCACGCUUGUGCGCGCGCGAGAGUAUGUUCGAAAGAGAAAGAGAGAGAGAAGGAGAGGAGGGUAUCCAGAGGCAGACGGACUUAACGCAUCGAGGAGAGAUAAGAAGAGAAUAUAGGCACCGUCUAAAGAGCGGUGGCGGCGCUCGAGCGAACGAAUGGUAGUAGUGGUAGUGUGUGUAGUGUGUGUAGUGGUAGUGGUGUGGUGUAGUGGGGCUGGAGUGGGGAGAGAGUCGACUGAAACGAUGGGAGGCUCGUCCGAGAGCGGUGGUUUAACCCUGCGUUGAGCGCGCGUGUGCGUAGCGUUCUCGCACGACAUUCGGGACACCCGGUAGAGAGUGUCUUAUCGUUACGAGAGCUGGGUCCUCGCCGGUAUCUAUCUACCAGUCAAUAAAGAGCCUUAAUCGCGACUAUACAGAGAUGAGAGAGAGAAAGAGAGAGAACAACGAAGGAAUUUCUUUCUCCGGUUCCGUCUAUUACGUCGCUUUAAAAAAAGGCACACGAUGCUCACGAGCGAAGGAACAAGUUAGAGCAAGUAGUGAAGCAAAAAAUCUACAAAGUAGAAGUCAUGGGUCCCCAGGUACCAGAGAUGUAUACUGCGCUCUGUCACUUGACCAGGAAGAGAUAUUCAGAACGACAACUAUGGAGAGGACACUUAAUCCUUUCUUCGGGGAGGAGUUUCAGUUCGAGGUACCCCGCAAAUUUCGAUACCUUGGUAUUUACGUCUAUGAUAGAGAUAGGCACUUAAAACAAGACAAAAUUCUGGGAAAAGUAGCAAUAAAGAGAGAAGAUUUAGCGACAUAUCAUAAUAAAGAACAUUGGUUUCCAUUAAAACCAGUUGAUGCCGAUUCUGAGGUACAAGGCAAAGCUCAUUUAGAACUUGCUUUGCAGCCUCAAGUUGGACAUGUUCAACCAAAACUUACAGUCAGAGUAAUAGAAUGUAGUGAAUUAACUAUUAAAAAUGGUGGCUGUGAUCCUUUUGCGACUGUUACGGUCAUCUACAGUAAUGGUAAACAAAUAUCAAAGCGCACAAAAGUUAAGAAAAAAACAGUAUCUCCUUAUUUUAACGAGACGUUUGUUUUUGAGCCAGAGUUAAUGGAAUAUAAAGACAAAGAUGUAUCUCAUUAUUCUAUUGAUGGAGGAGAAGUCGGUGAAGUUGUAGUUGGCUUAUGGCAUGCGUCUCCUGGUAUGGGAGAACAACCUGCUUUUCUAGGAGAAGUUCGUGUUACAUUAAGAGGACUUCAGAAGCAACCAACUAGUACAACAACUGCGUGGUAUUUUCUUCAACCAAGAGCAGCAAAACAUAGACCAAAUAAAAUUUCGAGUAAUUCAACACCACCUGGUACCCUUCCAGGCUUAGGGUCUUUGCGUUUAAAAAUUCAUUAUACAGCUGAUCACGUUUUCCCUUCUGGAAUGUAUGAGAGAUUGAGAACUUUAUUAUUACAAAGUGUUAACGUUCAACCAAUAACAUCAUCUGCUGUAUAUAUUUUGGGUGAAAUCGUGGCUUCCAAAAUGGAAGCUGCACAACCACUGGUUAGAGUGUUAGUACAUCACGGACAAUUAGUUUCUGUGAUGCGAGCACUUGCAAGUCACGAAAUUUCUAAACUAACUGAUCCAACAACUAUUUUCCGCGGUAAUACAUUAGUCAGUAAAAUGAUGGAUGAAGGCAUGAGAUUAGCAGGUCUUCAUUAUUUACAUAGUACAUUAAGACCAGCAAUGGAACAGGUCUUUUUAGAAAGGAAACCUUGCGAAAUAGAUCCUACAAGGGUAAAGGAUGCAAAUACGAUACAAACAAAUUUAUCAAAUCUAAAGGAAUAUGUAGAAAGAGUAUUCACAGCUAUAACAACAUCUGGAGUAAGAUGUCCGCCAUUAAUGUGUGAAAUGUUCUGGUGUUUACGAGAACUCGCUGCAACUCAUUUUCCAAAGAAUAAAGAAGUACGUUACUCCGUGAUAAGCGGUUUUAUUUUCCUCAGAUUUUUCGCACCUGCAAUAUUGGGACCAAGAUUAUUUGACAUCACUACCGAACAAAUUGAUUCUCAAACAAACAGAACGUUAACACUAAUAUCUAAAACAAUUCAAAGUCUGGGUAAUUUAGUGAGUUGCAGAGGAGGAGCUGGUAGCGUUUGUAAAGAGGAAUAUAUGGAAUGUGUAUAUAGAGAAUUUUAUACAGAAAGACAUAUCCAAGCUGUUAAACAAUUUUUGGAACUUAUAUCGACUAGUAGCAGUAGCGGUGCUACGAAACAACGACCUACGAUGUUGCAAGAACAGCCAGUGGUGUUAAAAGAAGGAAUAUAUUUCCUUUUUGUGCAUACUGUCGAUUGUACUAAGAGAAUAAUGAUCAAAAGGGCUCAAGGUAGAAAAAGAUUUGGAAGAAAAAAUUUUAAACAAAGGUACUUCAGAUUAACUACACAAGAUUUAACUUACUCGAAAACAAAAGGUAAAGAACCUUUAUGUAAAAUUCCAUUGGAGGAAAUACUCGCGGUUGAAAGGUUACAUGAAGAUUCUUUCAAGAUGAAAAAUAUGUUUCAAAUAGUACAACCACAAAGAGCAUUGUAUGUUCAAGCUGGUAAUUGCGUGGAAGAAAAAGAAUGGAUCGACAUACUUACAAAGAUAUGUCAUACGAAUAGUAAUCGAUUAGAAAAAUAUCAUCCUAGCGCGUAUAUCAAUGGUCAUUGGCUUUGUUGUCGUGCAGCAUCCGAAGUAGCUCCAGGAUGCAGCGAGGUGUCUCCAGGUAUAGAAGCUGGUUUACGCAUGGUUCUAGAUCCCGAUCGAGAUUUACAAAGGAUACAUUCUUUGAUUUUCACCAAUAUGCCUCGCCUUGAAACAUUAAUGAGUGCAUGUGAGUGUCAGGCAGUGUAUGGGGCAAGUGAUAUGUGUGUGAUACCAGGUGGUGGGUCUCUUAUUGAAGACGUCCCAUCUUGUUUUAAAACUUUAACUGCGUUGAGAGAAGCUGCAUAUGCUUUGCAGCACGAACAUAGAGCUUACUUUAGAAGACUAGCACGUGAUACCAAGUAUGGAAGCAAGCAAGCACCUAUCGGUGACGACAAUUACCUCCAUUUAGCUGCCAGAGCUGGUUUUGAUAGUCAGCUAACAAAACGUGCUUAUGAAACAGAUAGCUUAAAUCAGCGUUGUACAGAUGCAGACCAUUGUUAUGAUAUUGGAUUUUCUAGACGAAUAGAAGAUCGAAGAUACGACGAUACACUCAGGAAAUGUCUAGAUUCUGACUCCAUCAAUCGUAGGUAUGAGAAUGAAAGUAAUUUGUUAAGACGCUAUGACAGUAGUACUGAUACUAUUAAAAGUAUACAAAAUGAUCUCAAAAAAUUUGAUCAUAGUUUAAACAAUACGUUAAGAUCUGAAAAAUCUGAAAGAAACGGAAAUGAAAAUGUGGAAAAUCGCAAAAGACUUGAUAGCUCCACUUUGUUGGCAACAGAUGGAAUUAAUCUAUCUGGUACACUGUCAAGAAAGUUAAAUAAUUAUGAUAAUACUAGAAAACUGGAUGAAUGUACAUUGACAAGAAGAAUAAGAGAUGACAUAAAUGACAUAUCCUGUACUGCUAUGAGUGAACGUGGCAAUCAUUAAUUUAUCUGUAAUAUAAAGAAUACACGCUCUACGUUCCUAGGACACAUUUUAGAGGAAACUUUGUCCGUGCAUUCGCAUUAGUUAUAUUUCAAGAAGAGAUGGCACUCAAAUUCAAUUCUGACUAUACAAGGCUAUAUAUAUUUUUUUACUACUCGUACAGAUAUAUAUAUGUAUGUACAUAUAUAUGUAUUAAUAUGUAAUACUGCUUUCGCUUACAUAUUGUUGACUCUUGUGCAAUAGGGUCAUCUCUUUUUUUUUUUUUUAUUUGUACACGCGAUUUCGAUAUUUUUUGAAUUAUGUAAGUUCUGAUUGUCUUAUGCGCACAAAACCUUUGAAGCUAUAAGAUCAAAAGACUUCAAGAAGCCAUUUUUAUGCACUUGGUUUCUUAUAAUGCUGUGGAAAACUAAACAUCUCGUCACACGACAAAAAUUUCUAUUAUUUAUUUAUUUAUUUUCACGUCAUUU